AUGGAGCCUAUCAUUGCUCUCCGUGUUUCCAAAACUUUGGUUGGACUCAUCGGGAUAUUUGGCAACGGACUCGUCUGCAUUGUUAUCUUCUUGGUCAAGUCCAUGCACACUACAACCAACAUGUUCAUCUUCAACCAGGCGGUCAUGGACUUUCUCGGUUGUUUGUUGCUUCUUCUGAGCAGCAACGUCCCCGUACCAGACCCCUUACCUCCAGGGUUGGCCGGUACUUUGUUGUGCCACCUCUGGAUCUCCGACUCCAUCGUCUGGCUCCUGUACUCAGCGUCCACAAUCAACCUAGCGAUGCUGACUUUCGAACGGUACUUUGCCAUCGUGUUUCCCUUUAAAUAUGGGCCACUCUUCUGCUAUAAGAAGUCCGUGCCGGUGUGUAUGCUCAUCUUCGCCUGGUUGAUGGGUUUCUUGGUGGCGGUUUACGGUAGCGCCAUCUUCGCCCCCGUUGACGACCACUGCGUCUCCGUGAACAUCCCUGGUGGUAACGUACUCGGCAUACUCAUCAUUGGUAUAUACUACUUCAUCCCUAUUCUGUUCAUGAUCUUCGCCUACAUCCACAUCAGCAUUGAGUUGAAACGAAGCUCAAAUCGUGUGGUCCCCGUGAUGGGGCGCACGGCCGCCGAUGACAGGAGCGAUGCGCCCGCAGCCCAGCAACAAGAUGAUCCCAUCAAGCGUGCCCGCAGCAACACAUACAAGACCCUGUUGGUUGUCGUUGGGGCCUACAUCAUCUGUUGGACUCCGAACGAGAUCAUCUUUCUGCUCUUCAAUCUGGGCUGGCUUUACCUGGAUUUCUCUGGUGCCCUCUACAUCGUAUCCGUGGCUCUUGUUGCGAUCAACUCCUGCAUCAAUCCAGUCAUCUACGCAUUUAAGUACAAACAGUUUCAAAAGGCAGUGAUGCAGGUAUUUUUCAGACGAAGACCAACCGAGAACUCAGUUGCAACCGUGGAAACAGGACUGCGAGGAUGA
Asterias rubens (European starfish) is the source of this 975-nucleotide messenger RNA. RefSeq names its product dopamine receptor 2-like. The transcript has a single exon. The record is from RefSeq and is a predicted model, not a curated record. Gene Ontology annotation, molecular function: G protein-coupled receptor activity. Bases 1 to 975 code for a protein of 324 amino acids. NCBI's taxonomy places the organism in Eukaryota, Metazoa, Echinodermata, Asteroidea, Forcipulatida, Asteriidae. Gene Ontology annotation, biological process: G protein-coupled receptor signaling pathway. Gene Ontology annotation, cellular component: membrane.